AACAGUCCCAACUGUCGCUCCUAAACUAAAUGGAGAUGGCUGACUCACAAUCCUCCUCCCCCAAAUGGACAGAAGGUGUGGUGGACACACCUCAUGUCCACAAAUGAAGUACCUUAGAUUGCGGUUAAGGAUGUCACUGGAUUCACCUAGAUCUCCAGACCGUCUCAAAUCUUGAGGCGUUCUCUUGAAGUUCUUCUGCUCCUCACCGGCUUAAGAUUGUUCCAAAUUCUUUUCUCUACCUGUCCAGGUUGAAAUUGGUGCACAAUGAGUUUCUAUUUGACGCACGAGGUGCAUUUCUCUCCCCAUCCGAAUCUGACGCAGUAUUUUAUCCCUCCGACUGACGCGGAAUUCCAAGAGCGCUUGGAACAUCACCGGAGAGAAAUUGCCGUCAUGUUGAGAUCUUCGGAAUUCAACCAGGACAAGACAGCCCUGAUCGUCACCAACAACCCUUUCCCUCUGCUCGUUUCUGGCCAGCACCUCGCCACCCCCUUCCAGUACUUCCCCAAGGAUUUGUCCAGGAGGGUAAGGGGACUCGGCCCUUUCACCCGACAGCCUUUCCCGCAGAGCUUCCGGAAUCAAACCCCCCGCUGUUUACCCCCAGUGGGGGUCUCAUCCAAAGUGCCCCCCGGGAUGGAAAUCAAAAAGCUGAAAAUCCCCACUCAAUUAAGGUUCACCAGCAAGAAGGAUUUCAAAGGCGACGCCCGUUUUUCCAAAAAUUACGCCGAGAAGCGUUUACAAAGGUUGUACCCUCAGCUACAUCUUCAUUCCAGACUAGAUGACUUGAAAAAUCAACCCCUUCCGAGGAUUCAGGGAUGGUCUGCAGCGAAGAUUCAGUGGGAGCCCCUGACCCUUUCCUGCCUGACGGAAAUGAAACCCACCUUCAUUGUCCCGGGAGAAGACGGGUUUAGACACGGGAAAGCCCCUCUCUGGAUUGUAAAUAACUCAGUAGUAUUAAAUUCCUCCUAGUAAAAUCUUA
Molecule: messenger RNA, 976 nt
Organism: Pantherophis guttatus
Lineage: Eukaryota; Metazoa; Chordata; Lepidosauria; Squamata; Colubridae
Gene: TSGA13
Product: testis specific 13
Source: RefSeq, a predicted model, not a curated record